CACUGAUACCGACAUCCAUACGCCUCUUACAUUGUAAUCAACCAACCAAGUCAAUAUGAAGCUCUCCACCGUGUCCCUUCUUGCUCUGUCCGCCGCUGCAGUCAAUGCCAGGUUCGUUGAGCAGCACGAGACCAACCAGGUCGUCCUCGCAGAUGUCGAAGAGCAGUUGUAUUUAAUAGAGCUCGCGCCUGGAAAGACCCAAUGGGUGACGGAAGAGGAGAAGUGGGAGCUGCGCAGGAAUGGCCAGAACUUUAUGGACAUUACCGCCACCCAGCAACUUGGUCAGUUGAUGUCAACACAGGCAAAGAAGGAGCCCAAGUUCCCAGCAAAGCCUACCCUCCAGAAAGACCUGGCGCCGAUGAUCAAAAACCUGUCGAAGGACAAGAUGAAAGAGAAUCUCGAAAAGUUCACCUCCUUCCACACGCGAUACUACAAGUCCGACUACGGCAAACAAUCAUCAGAGUGGCUGUUGAAGAAGGUCCAAUCAAUUAUCGAGGACUCAGGUGCGGACAAAUACGGGGUGCAUGCUGAGCAUUUCAAGCAUCCUUGGGGCCAGAACUCCGUUAUUGCUACAGUUCCAGGAUUGGAAAAUAGCACGGUGGUUGUGGGAGCACACCAGGACAGCAUCAACCUGUUCCUCCCCUCCAUUUUCUCUGCGCCGGGCGCGGACGACGAUGGUAGCGGAACAGUAACCAUCCUCGAAGCCUUCAGGGUUCUGCUUUCAUCGAAGGAUGUUAUCAAGGGCAAGGCCCAAAAUACAGUCGAGUUCCACUGGUAUUCCGCGGAGGAAGGUGGAUUAUUAGGUAGUCAAGCCAUUUUCUCGGAAUACGAGAAGACUGGCCGGGAUGUCAAAGCUAUGCUACAGCAAGAUAUGACUGGUUACGUGCAGGGAACCUUGGAUGCAGGCAAGGAAGAGAGCGUGGGAGUCAUCACCGAUUUCGUGAACCCCGCUUUGACUGAAUUUAUCAAGGAAAUUGUGACAGAGUACUGUGAGAUCCCGUACAUUGAGACAAAAUGUGGAUAUGCAUGCUCUGAUCACGCUUCGGCCUCAAAGGCGGGAUAUCCCUCUGCUUUUGUCAUCGAAUCCGAUUUUGCGGACUCGGAUAAGAAGAUCCACACUUCUGAUGAUACGAUCAAGUAUCUCAGCUUUGAUCACAUGCUUCAACAUGCGAGAUUGACUCUGGGUCUUGUAUAUGAGUUAGCCUUUGCUAAGUUGUGAGAUAUGUGUUGAUGAGAGAAACGAAUCGAUGGGAACAUAUUGUAACACUUACUAUAAGACACCAGCUUCACAGUCGGCGUGAGGGUUGACAGCUACCAUAGUCAUGAGAAUAGUGUAUAUGAGAUUCAGAGCUUCAGCCAGACAAUAAACAAUAUUUGCAAUUUAAUACUUGAUACGUCA
This is a messenger RNA of Hyaloscypha bicolor E, 1399 nucleotides long. RefSeq names its product aminopeptidase-like protein. The record is from RefSeq and is a predicted model, not a curated record. The transcript is spliced from 3 exons. Gene Ontology annotation, biological process: proteolysis. NCBI's taxonomy places the organism in Eukaryota, Fungi, Ascomycota, Leotiomycetes, Helotiales, Hyaloscyphaceae. Bases 56 to 1219 code for a protein of 387 amino acids. Gene Ontology annotation, molecular function: metalloexopeptidase activity.